Messenger RNA from Ooceraea biroi (clonal raider ant), 1622 nucleotides. It is a transcript of the gene Sqor, whose product is annotated as Sulfide quinone oxidoreductase. The record is from RefSeq and is a predicted model, not a curated record. Lineage: Eukaryota; Metazoa; Arthropoda; Insecta; Hymenoptera; Formicidae. Gene Ontology annotation, cellular component: mitochondrion. Gene Ontology annotation, molecular function: FAD binding; sulfide:quinone oxidoreductase activity.
AUGUUUUGAAGUGGCUCGAAAGUGCGUGGUAUCACGAAAUUGGAAUGUAUAACAAGGUACACGAGUGAUUACAAUGGAAAGAGUAAAUGCGAAGGAUUAACCUAAACUUGAAAAACCCCGAAGGGCGAUUCGUAUGCAAAAGGGUCAUAUUGAUCUUCUGAUACACCAUGUCUCGUCUACUGCUUGGCAAUCUCACGUCGUUACCACAAAGCAUAUUAUCCAAAAAUGGAUAUAAACAAAUACAUCAUUCUUGCAAAGUUCUGGUAGUUGGAGGUGGCACUGCUGGCUGUUUGAUGGCUGCAAAAUUAUCAAGAAAGCUCAAUGAUCCGAAGCAAGUCAUUGUGGUGGAACCCAGUGACGUACAUUACUAUCAACCCUUGUUUACUUUGAUUGGUGGAGGCAUUAGUCCUUUUAAGUCAUCAAGAAGAUACAUGAAAGACGUCUUGCCUAAAAAUGCAAGGUGGAUAAAAGCUUCCGUUGUCGGAUUCCAACCGGAUGUCAACAAAGUGAUGACACAUAACGGGGAUACUAUAGAGUAUGAAAUCAUGAUUGUUGCACUAGGCUUGCAAUUAUACUGGGAUAAAGUUUCAGGUUUGAUAGAAAGCUUACAUAAUCCCAAUUUUCAAGUCUGUUCGAUUUAUGGACCCGACACAGUGUCCCAAGUCUACGAGAAUGUUAAAAAAACAUCGUCGGGAACUGCGAUAUUUACAUUUCCGAAUUCGCCAGUCAAGUGUCCAGGUGCGCCGCAAAAGAUCGCCUACAUCGUUGAGGACUACUUCCGCAAACAUAAUCUGCGAAGCAACAUUGAUGUCGUAUAUAACACAGCGUUACCAGUUAUCUUCGGAGUUAAAAAGUACGCCGAUUCCCUCUGGAAUGUUUGCAAGUCAAGGGAUAUCACCGUGAAUCUCCAAACAAAUCUCGUGAAAGUGGAUCCAGACAAACGGCAGGCCACGUUCGAGAAAUUAAACUCGCCAGGAGAGACAUUAGUGCAGGAGUACUCCCUGCUCCACGUGACGCCUCCAAUGGGACCUCCCGCAGUAUUGAAGGAACACUCAAAGUUGACCAAUGAGGCUGGAUUUCUCUGUGUCGAUCCCAAAACAUUGAGGCAUACUCGAUACUCGAAUAUCUUUGGCCUAGGCGAUUGCACGAAUACGCCGAAUUCUAAGACGAUGGCCGCAGUAGCCGCGCAGGGGAAGGUAUUGUAUCAGAACAUCUUGGACGACCUGGCUGGUAAACCGAUGACGAUGGUCUACGACGGUUAUGCGUCAUGUCCAUUGGUCACUGGUUACGGCAAGUGCAUUCUGGCAGAAUUCGACUACAAUCUGCAACCAAUGGAGACCUUCCCGGUGAAUCAGGGCAAAGAGUACUACUUUACGUUUCUGCUAAAGAAGUACAUGUUCCCGUUCAUAUACUGGCACUUGAUGUUAAAAGGCUAUUGGAACGGACCGGAAUUCUUCCGUAAGUUGACCAAGGCUCUAAAGAAAGACUAGUACUCGAUGUAAAAAGAAGCUGAAAAAAAUAUACCCGGUGCCUUUUACAGUUUAUGAUAAAGUAAUAUUUUAUAACAUGGCUUGAACGUCAAGUUAUCUAAUGUAUAUAAAUAAAUGUAUAUUUGAAGAUAA